This is a messenger RNA of Rhizophagus irregularis DAOM 181602=DAOM 197198, 571 nucleotides long. RefSeq lists its product as uncharacterized. NCBI's taxonomy places the organism in Eukaryota, Fungi, Glomeromycota, Glomeromycetes, Glomerales, Glomeraceae. The record is from RefSeq and is a predicted model, not a curated record.
AUAUAUAUAUAUAUUAUAUAAAUAAACAAAUUUUUUCUUUUAUUUCUCUUUUUUCAGCGACAAACGAAAACUUUUUGAAAUCUUUUUCGUAAAAUAAUCAAAAAAAAAAAAUGCGCAACUUCUUAUUUUAUAUUUUAUCCAUCAUCGUUAUUUUAUCUUUAUUACACACAUCGUCGGUAUAUUCAUACCCAGUAGGGUCAUGCGAUAUUGAAAAUUGUGAAGACGAAAUGGCAGAACGUGAAUAUAAUCCGGAUCCAUGGUCAGAUGAAGAGCUAACAGUGCUCGAUCUUCCAGUAAAAAACAAGCUGCUUCAAGUUCUAUUAAACUCAUUCGUGGCAGGUUUCUAGUCAAAAAUAGGGUCAAUAAGGUGGGACAAAUGGGCAAAGGAAUCGAGAAACGAAAAAAAAAAAAAGAUAAAAAUUUAUAUAAUAACGGUAAUUUAAUAUUAGUAAUAGUUUAUGAUACAAAAUUUUUUAUAAUAAUAAGCGUAUGUUUUUAUAUUAGCUUUUUUUGUAAAUAAUAAACAUUUAAUCUUUAGUUUUUAUGAUAUCAACAAAUUAAAUUAAAUUAU